AUGAAGGCGAACACAGUUUCUCUCUCUCUCUACUUUUCUUUGCUGCUGCUGCUCUGCUGCUGCUCUUUACUUCUUUCUCAAACCGACCAAACCUCUCUCUCUCUCUCUCUCUCUCUCUCUCUCUCUCUCUCUCUCUCUCUCUCUCUCUCUCUCUCUCUCUCUCACAUCAUGAAUCCAGAUCUGAAAGCUGAGCGCGCUGGCGCUAGCUUUGAUCCCAAGGCCUUGACCCCACACCUCUACGGCGGCCAGGCUCGACUGGAGCGCUUUAAUGCCGUGCGGCGGCUCAUUGAAGAGGACCCCGUCUUUCGGGUGGAUGACUACUACUUUGCGUCCCGCGAGGAACGGUACACGAGAGCCAUGGAAAAGACAUCGCGAUUGGUGCAGCUCGUCAAACAGCACAACCUAUCCGAGGAGGAAUCGAUCGUCAUGCGUCUGUGCAUUCGCGAGCAACUGCCUUUGGGGCUGCAUUGGGUGAUGUUUAUACCUGCCAUCAAGGGUCAAGGCACUCCCGAGCAACAGAAAAAGUGGCUUCCCUUGGCACAGUCACUGCGCAUCGUUGGAACUUACGCGCAGACGGAAAUGGGGCACGGUACCUUUCUGCGCGGUUUGGAGACAACGGCUACCUAUGACCCGGCCACAAAGCAGUUUGUGCUUCACAUGUCGGAUCAUGGACCCCAUGCCUUUAUCGUACAGAUUCGAGACCUUGAUUCGCACAAGCCGCUACCGGGCGUCUCCGUGGGGGACAUUGGUCCCAAGCUGGGAUAUGACUCGAUGGACAACGGCUUUUUGAAGUUGGACCACGUCCGCAUCCCUCGCGAUCAGAUGCUGAUGAAGUUUGCUCAGGACCCCAAGCCAUCCCCAGUCUGGAUUCACGUGUGGUCGCCCGAACGCCCGGACGAUUUUGCACAGGUGUCCGAAAGCGGUGCAUACACUCGGCCCCCAAACACCAAGCUAAGCUACGGGACGAUGAUUUACGUGCGCAGUGUCAUGAUCUCAGAUGCCGCGCGCCAUCUCCAGGCUGCCACGACGAUUGCCAUUCGCUAUGGAGUUGUGCGACGUCAAUCGCUGCUUGAGGAAACGGCUUCGAAAGAGACGCAAGUGUUGGAUUACAAUAGCUCGCAGCAACAGCUAUUUCCCCUCCUCGGUUGGGCGUACGCCUGCCAUUUCGCUGGCCAACACUUGAUCAAGAUGUACCAAGACCUUCAGGCGUCGCUCAACCGCGCUGAUCUUUCCAUGCUUGAGUACGUCCACGGCACCACCACGGGGUUGAAGGCCCUGGUGACCACCAUUGCCUCUGAGGGACUCGAGACAUGCCGAAAAGCCUGCGGUGGACACGGCUAUUCGCGCUUUUCAGGCUUGCCUGACUUUUAUCAGGAUUACGUGCCUGCUUGCACUUAUGAAGGGGAGAACAAUGUGAUGAAGCUGCAGUGUGCGCGCUACCUGGUCAAAUGUUUUCGCCAAGCCGCCAAAGGCCGCAACUUGGCUCCGGAGAUGUCCUACAUUGGCCAAGCUACAAAGCCGAGUCACACUUCUAAACCACUCAACCUGGAUGGCCCGGAUGCCUGGUUGCACUGGAAGAUUCAAAGCCGCGUCUUGGAGGCCAAGGCUUGCCUGUCAUUGGCGGCCGCCGUGCGUGAACUUGACCGGCAGUUGGGCAGUACCUCCAAAGGCAAGGCUUGGAAUAACGCGGCCGAGCCACUUUCCGCGGCUGCGCUCGAGCACAGUCAGGUUGUGAUGCUUCGACUCCUGGAGGGUGGCAUUGCAACACCUAGUAUCGCCGACACCGCUCGGCGUGCGCUGGAAAGCUUGCGCUCCCUGCUGGCCCUCAAGUUGAUCCAGGCACAGGCCCCAGCACUGCAGCUGGCAAACCUUUUGUCUGCCAUGGAUGUUCAGCACUUGAGCACGGCUGUCACAAAGCUGUUGGCAGUGGUACGGCGCGACGCUGUAGCCCUUGUGGAUGCCUUUGACCUGUCGGAUCACUUCCUGAACAGUGCCCUGGGGCGCUAUGAUGGACAAGUGUACGAAGCUCUUUACGCUGCCGCUCAAAAGAGCACUCUCAAUGCUACGCCGGUCACUCGCGCGGUACAAGAGCAUCUGCAACCCCUGAUGAAGUUUUCGCGGGCCAUGCUUGGCAUGCCCAAACUAUAA
Molecule: messenger RNA, 2148 nt
Organism: Monosiga brevicollis MX1
Lineage: Eukaryota; Choanoflagellata; Craspedida; Salpingoecidae
Exons: 18
Coding region: 1-2148 (715 amino acids)
Biological process (GO): lipid homeostasis; fatty acid beta-oxidation using acyl-CoA oxidase
Cellular component (GO): peroxisome
Molecular function (GO): acyl-CoA oxidase activity; fatty acid binding; FAD binding
Source: RefSeq, a predicted model, not a curated record